This is a messenger RNA of Gigantopelta aegis, 9986 nucleotides long. Its product is annotated as agrin-like. Bases 109 to 5622 code for a protein of 1837 amino acids. Gene Ontology annotation, molecular function: laminin binding; calcium ion binding. Gene Ontology annotation, biological process: multicellular organism development; cell differentiation; receptor clustering. The transcript has 35 exons. NCBI's taxonomy places the organism in Eukaryota, Metazoa, Mollusca, Gastropoda, Neomphalida, Peltospiridae. The record is from RefSeq and is a predicted model, not a curated record.
UUUACAUGAGAGGUGUCCGCUCAAUGUUAUAUGGCAACCGCCGCAGAAAGAGGGUCGCUUUGGAUGUGAGGGUAGUUUUUAUCUCUCCACUAGGGAGUUCUUUCCGACAUGGAAGGGGGUAAAAUUGUGUGCGUGAGUGUUUUGGGCUGGCUGGUGUUUCUUUCGUCCUUUCAAUUUCACACCUGUCGAAAACAAACGGCCUGUCGCGAAGAGACCCUCGAACUUCGAGAGGAACACGCGAAUGUCGUUAUAUCUGGGACCGUUCGGGAAAUUAUACCUGAUUCGAACGGAGAUAAAAUGUAUAAAAGUGGGAUCGAAGUUAAGAGAGUUUUUAAAGGUAAUUCCAUCGUGGAUUCCGUGACGAACUUUGAGGACCCCGUGAGCCGUCACAAAAUGCUGAUGGUGGAGGGAUUCGGCGACAGCUCUAUAUGCGACAGCGAGGUUCGACCGCACGACACAAGGAUAUUUUUACUAAAUAAAGGAUCUAACGGUGCAUUGAAGCUAAACUCGAGUAUUGUGCCAAUUACCCUGGUUAAUUUGGAAUACACAGACGCUUUGGUCAAAGGGAGACCGUACAAGGUUCCAGAGCAACCAGAAAUCUCACCAUGCCAACAUUACUUCUGUGCAUUUGGCGCCAAGUGUUUUGUGAACAAGACAGACAACUCUGCAUACUGCCAGUGUCAUUUCCGCUGUAAGCCAGUGUUCGCCCCAGUCUGUGGCAGCGACGGUGUGACGUAUUCCAGUGAGUGUCUGCUGUUGAAGAGCAGCUGUAUAACACAGCGCCGAAUCAAGUUGUCCCGUCCAGGGGAAUGUGGUAAAAAGAACCCGUGCGAGGGGAAUCCCUGCAGUUUUGGUGCCAAGUGCGUGCCGUCACUAGACGGCACUGCACACAGGUGCAUGUGUGAGGACAGGUGUGACUCGUUUGGUGAUAAUAUCGGCAGCACGGAGGUGUGCGGGAAUGAUGGGGUUGACUACCCGAAUAUGUGCGAACUUAAGAGAGCAGCGUGUCACUCCAUCACUUCUAUCAGAGUCAAGUAUUACGGAAAAUGUGAUCCCUGCGAGGGUUUUCAUUCAUGCAAAUCACCAGAAGUCUGCCAGUUAGACAAACAGCGCAGGCCAGUGUGUCGCUGCAAUUUUGUUUGCGCCCAAGAAUUAGAGCCCGUUUGCGGAAACGACGGACGCACGUACAGCAACAGGUGUGUCAUGCGCAAAGAAGCGUGCAAAGCUCGCAAGGAAAUCGAUGUUUUGUACCCGGGCCAGUGUAGUACAGGAUCGAACCCAUGUGACAAGAUUCGCUGCGGACCUGAAGAAGAGUGCAGCAUAGACCGAAGUGGGGAAGCUUCCUGCGUGUGUCCACCUCCAUGUGAGCCGAUCGUGCGCCGCGUGUGCGGCAAUGACAGCCAGACGUACGACAGUGAAUGUGAACUUCAUCGUCAGUCGUGUCUUAGCAAAAUAUAUGUCACCGUGACGCACACAGGGCCCUGUGGUCCGGAUGUUCCCUGCAAAGACUACAAGUGUACCCAUCAUGCAAUCUGUGUUCCACAGGAUGGCAGACCAACUUGCAGGUGCCCUACCUGUUCUGAACAAUAUAGUCCGAUUUGCGGUAAAAAUGGCAUUUCAUAUGAAAGUGAAUGCAAAUUAAGACAGGAAAAUUGUGAGAGAAAAACAAAUGUGAAGAUAAAACACAGAGGAACAUGCAACCAGUGUGAGAAUGUCCGAUGUGAAUUUUACUCUAUCUGUGAAAGCGAUGGAAGCCAAACCGAAUGUGUUUGUCCAAAUGAUUGUGUUGAUGUGGAUGCCAAGGUGUGUGGGAGUGAUGGACGGACAUACCUGAAUGAAUGUGAACUGAAAGUAGCGGCGUGCCGAGACAAGAAGUUCAUCUCCAUAACAUCCAUUGGAGAUUGUGAUUCGUGUGCCGACAAGGUGUGUAAGUACGGUGCUAAGUGCGAGCACGGCACGUGUCUGUGUCCCAUCCUGUGUCCAACCAUCCAUGAACCGAUCUGCGCCAGCGACGGCCGGACGUACUCCAACGAGUGCGAGAUGCGGAGGACGGCGUGUUCGCGGCAGUCUGACCUGUACGUGGUGCGCAGCGGAGAGUGCGACGAUGACGGGAUAGAGAUGUCCGGGUCAGGAGAUGGGUUUAGUGGUGAUUCCAUGCUGUCGUGUGAUGAGUCGACGUGCCGGUUUGGAGGGAAGUGCGUGCUGGACGGCGAUGAACUCUACAAGUGUACCUGUAACUUUAACUGUGCCGCUGUCAGGUCCCCGGUGUGUGGAUCUGAUGGCAGGACGUACGGGAACAAAUGCCAUCUCAAGUUCGAGUCCUGCCAGACACAGAAAGAAAUUAGCAUACAGAUCAUGGACAACUGUGAUAUUGUUGGUUCUGAGGAGCCCUGUGAUGGGAGCCCACCUCUGAUCAACCCAGCGACAGGCCACGAUUAUAAGUGUAGCAGCUCUGGUAAGGGCUGCCCUGCUUCCAGCUACUGUGACAGUGAAUUUAAGAAGUGUUGUCGAGAAGAGACACAGAUUCAGAGGUGUUCUGACAGUCAGUACGGAUGUUGCCAGGAUCACCAGACGGCGUCUCCGGGCCCUAAAGGGGCCGGGUGUCCAGAAUUCUGUCACUGCAACCCUGUUGGUUCCUACAGCAACACGUGUGAUCAGCAAUCUCACCAGUGCUCGUGUAAACCGGGAGUUGGGGGUUUGCGGUGUGACCGCUGCAAGUCGGGAUACUGGGGGCUGCAUCUCAUUGUGGAGAAGGGAAACACUGGAUGCAUCCCGUGUAACUGCAACCCGUUUGGUGCUACCCGUGACGACUGUGACCAGAUGACGGGACGAUGUAUGUGCAAGUCCAACAUCAAUGGGAUGAAGUGCAACAUGUGCCACGACAAGAAACUGCUCGGGCCUCUCGGAUGUGAAGUGACAGACAUCCCAUCAUCCUGCAGUGAGCUGGAGUGUCAGUUUGGCGCUGUCUGCCAGGACUUCGACGGACGUCUGGAGUGUGUCUGUGAAGUCCGGUCAUGUGAGAUGGAGAACGGACAGGAAAUCGUGUGUGGGACAGACGGACAGAACUAUGGAUCAGAGUGCCAGCUCAGGCUGUUUGGCUGCCGGCUGCAGAAAUACAUUUCUGUGGCAUACAGGGGACCAUGUAGAGCCUUACCAUCAACAGAAACAACAACACCAGUUCCCUCAACAACAAGAUCUCGUAAAACAACGCGGCACAUCAAAGACAACGCACAGGCUCCAUCAGGGGAGAUAAAAACGGGAGGGACGGACCAACCUGAAGCAGACGUUGUUUGUGAGGGUCUGAGUAAGAUUGACGAGCUGUGUAUUGACGAUGACACGUGCUGUGCCAACAACAGUCAGUGUCACCUCGGACUGUGUCACUGUCUGCCUGGUUUCGUCCCAUCCAUGGACAUGACACAGUGUAUAGAGGUGAAGAGAGACCAGCCCCCAAAACACCUGACGAACCCCCCAAACCGAGAUGCCUGCACUGAGAAUCCAUGUCAUCACCAUGGUACCUGUGUCCUUGACGACUCGCUUGGCUUCCGCUGUAUCUGUCCACUCAGCCAAGGAGGACCAUUCUGUAGAACACCCAUGGAAUUUGAGACCCCGUCGUUCAGUGGGAAGUCGUACCUGACGGUUCCGGCGAUCAGCAAGGCAAACAAGGACUUGAGUAUUGAAGUCGUGUUUCACACGCUCAACAAAGACGGAAUCCUCUUGUUCAACGCGCAGAACAAGGAUGGAACUGGAGACUUCAUAGCUCUCAUUAUUAAAGAUGGCUAUGUGCAGUUCAGAUACAAUCUUGGUGGUGGAGAGGUUGUGAUUCGCAGCACGGUCCCGAUCGAACCAAACAAGUCUCAUCGUGUGGUGGCGCGUCGUGUCCUCGAGAAGGGUUUCCUCGUCAUGGACAACGAGGCGGCAGUCACUGGGGCGGGUGUCCACACCCACAACUCCCUCAGUCUCAGAGACCCCCUCUACGUCGGCUACGUUCCCAACGCAAGCGAUGAAGUGUACAACCGGAUUGGUGUGAGGCUUGGCCUGGUAGGGUGUGUGAAGAGUCUGAAAGCCGGUAACCGUAACUACCAGCGAGAAUAUCACCUCCGAUACCCAGAUCCAAACACAAACAUCAUUGAUGGUGCAGGAAUCGGCAAAUGUGGCAAUAACCCGUGUAACACGAUGCCGUGUGUCAAUGAUGGAACGUGCAUCAUGCAGGACGAAAACAACUUCCUGUGUAUGUGCUCAGAGGGAUAUCAAGGAAUCUACUGUGAGGAUCUAAAAGACCCGUGCUCCAGUCAACCGUGUCAGUUCGGAGGUACCUGUAUUUCUACAGAUUUCGACACGGGCUUCCACUGCCAGUGUGCCGAGGAUAGAGACGGUCUCAGAUGUGAAAAAGAGUCAAUGAAGCGUGUCUUUGUGCCACAGUUCGCCGGUGAAUCGUAUCUUGAGUUUGGUCUAAACAUUUCGAGCAAACACAAACUGAGGCUGGAGGUUUGGAUCAGAGCUACCAAACCUAAUGGUGUGAUUAUGUUUGCUACUCAGUUCCCUGAUGGACAAGGUGAUUAUAUUUCUAUUAACUUGAUCAAGAGGAAACUUGAGUUCAAAUUCUACCUUGGAAGUGGAACUGCUAAAUUGGAAAGUCGUGGACACAUCCAUUUGAAGAAGUGGCAUCGCGUGGUCGUGGAGCAGAGUGGACAGAAUGGCAAACUGCAGAUUGACCAUCAACCACUGGUCACUGGGCGGACACCUGGUACGUCGGCAUCUUUAAAUCUUGGAAAACACCUUUACAUUGGAGGGUACAACAAGAAAAGUGACCUUCCUCCAAGUGCAGACAUAACAAGUCCUUUCACUGGUGCCAUACAGAAGAUUGUAGUGAACGGGAAAAUCAUUGACAAUCUGAUGACGUCUGCCAAACACAUGAGGAACAUAGAAGAGUAUGACGGACCACCGUGUAACAUGAACCCGUGUCUGAAUGGAGGAAUCUGCAUACCGAAGCUGAAUGAGGCUAACUGUCGGUGUCCGGGGAGCUUCAUCGGAGAACGAUGUGAAAAAAAAGUUAAACAUGUGAAUAUUGACCAGCCAGUGAAAUUUGAUGGAACUACAUUCCUUCAUUUUCUCAAUGAGAUCUCCAUUGCGCAAGAGGCACAAAGAACCAACAACAUACAAAUCAGGUUUAGAACCAAGAACAAAAAUGGACUCCUUGCCUUUCAAAACAGAGGAGACAGUGUCAAGGGAGACUACUUGGCCAUUGCUAUCGUCAAUGGCAAAGUGCAGUUCAGUUACAACCUUGGCAAACAAGCGGCUGAUAAUUUAUUCAUAAUUGAGUCCAAGGUGAAGGUUGAUGAUGACAAGUGGCACAAAGUGACAGCUAGAAGGGAGCUUCAAGAUGGAAUACUUCAGGUUGAUGACGAAGUUGCAGUGAUGUUGUCAUCAGCUGUUGGGGCCUCGCAGCUUGACACAGACGGCCAACUGUGGAUAGGAGGUAAAAGUAUUUUGCCGUGGGACCUGCCGAGUGCCUAUUACCAAGGCUUCGUGGGCUGCGUCGAUGAGAUUAAAGUGAACCGUGGCAACAUGCACCUCGUUAAACACAGAACUGAACGGACCAUGACUGUUGCGUUUUGCUCAUAAUGGCCAGGUGCUGAACUAUCAGUCAAAUGUCUGUGACCAAAAUCCCAGACAUUUAGUGAUAUUCAUGUUAUGGGAAGAUAAAUGAAAUGGAUUUUGUUUGACUAAAAGAGAGAUGUUUUUUAUUAGCUCGACUGAUUGAAGAAAGCCAGGUCUGUGAACUCUGAUAUACGCUAGUUGGCCAUAUUGUUUUGUCUUUCAAGAUGUCUGGUGAUGUGAGCUGUAUGUCUUCUUGUAAUAUUAGAAAUGGAAUCAUAGUUUGAAAAAAAACACGAAAACCUAAGACGACAUAAUGAGUAAAAAAAAAAAUGAAUGAAAAAUUGAAGGUGUGAAAAUUAAAACUGUUAAUGAAAGUGUUGCAUUUAGUACACUGAUAGAGGUGGGAAUAGUUUCAGGAUGAUGGUUUGUCAGAAUAGUUACUACAACUCUUGAUGAGAGGAUCAGAAAUAACUUCACUUUCUUUCAUCUUCAAAAUCAAAAACUACCUGUAAAAGUUCAGAAGCUUCUGCAGAAGAUUUGGAUACAGAUAAGUAAUGGCGUCAGUUGGACCAAGUCGUAUAUAUUCCGAACAUUCCAGCAUUCCUUAAAGAUACAUAUUCCAAACUGGACCAAAUAGCAAACAUUCCUAAGGUGAAGUAAAGAUGAAUUGCCAUCGUGUUCUACCAUUAUUGUUCUUGCAAUCAGUGAAGUUUAACACAUUUCCUUGUGCACAAACACAAAUCAACACUGUCUAUUUUGAUGGAGAAUCAGCACUUGAUGAUAAAGAACGUACAUUAAAUGUCCACCACCAUGGUGCAAGCUUGCCAGAAAAGAAACAUCAUCUUAUUGAGAGACAGGCACUGUGUUUGGUUUCUGUAGCUUGUAAAAGAAGAUUGAAAUUCAUCAGAAGCAAAUGUCAACAUAGAUACAUGUGUAUGUACAAAGAUUCGAAGAAAAAGUCAUCACAUUCCAGAAAGUUAUCUAUUUUCAAACAGGCACUGUGAUUGGUUGAUAAGGAGAGGCUCUGUGAUUGCUUGAUAAAAAGAGGCUCUGUGAUUGGUUGAUAAGAAGCUCUGUGAUUGGUUGAUAAUAAGAGACUCUGUGACUGGCUGAUGACAGAAGUAGCACAAGUCAAUCUUUGUAAUAACAAAAUGAUAGCAAAGAUGUGUACAGAGCCCCAAAGAAAAAGUUGUGUUGUCUGUGACGAUUAUAAAGCCUACAUAUCACAAUUGUCCAACACGUUGUCCAAGUACCCAAGACAUCAGAUAUUCAUCUACUUAUUGUGUACUCUCAACAGAUGAUGGUGUAGUAGUGUUUGUAUAAAGUGAUCCUAUACUAACCGUAGCUGAUAUUUCUUUUAACUCUGUUAUGUUAGCACUGAAAGUGAACCUCACCUUGUUGUUAACUAUAAUGACAACCAUUUCCACUGACCUCAUAAUGAAAGUAAAAUGUUUUGAUGUCACUGCUAGGUGAGAUUUUAUCAAAUGUAAAUCUACAGAUUUUACAAAUAUUGUUUCAUAUUUUAUCCAUACAUGUGUAUUUUAAAGAACUUUAGCCCAAUUUUACUAAAUGUCGUAAGUUUACGUCUGCAACUUACGGAAAUACUGGUCUUACAUUUACACGUUUGGCAUUAUUUCACGCAUAAAAUUACAUCAUUACGGAAUCUAGAGUAUUUUAAGCACAAAAGGAAAUCAAAUAUGUUUAUUUCUAACUAUAUUUGUGAACUAUAAUAGUAAUAAGAAUUGCGGUUUAGUCGUAGAUUUACGUUUUCGUUUACGUGUAAAACUAGGCUUAUGAUGUUUUGUGAAAUUGAGCCCUGUUGUUUACUAUGUUCACAUUAUCUUCUGAUAAGAAUAUCUAACUCUAAUAAAGGUAUCCGUUUCGUUUCAAUGUAAAUUACUAUUGAUAUUGUAUAAUUAACCAUGCCUUCGGAAUUAUAUCUUGCUCAGUAUGAACUAGCUUUGGAAACGAUUACCCUAAUAAGAUCAAUUCAGUUUUAUUUUGGGAUAGUUUAAUGGUGGUGAUAAUAGUAAUUUUAAUAAUUUUUUAUUCUAUGUGUUUCCCCGAGGCUAUAUACAAUAUAUGUAUUUGAAGAACAACACAAUAGUUAUUACAAGUUAAAGAAUUUUAAAUUACAAAUGCCUUGACUGAUCAAAAGCAAAUUAAAAGUUUUACAAAAUGAAGACUUUUUUAUAUAUUACAGUUGCCAUGACACUGUGAUGAGAAACUUGUGAUUUGAUUGGUUUAAAGAUUUUAGUAUUUAUUGAGCCAUGUCAGUUACAUACUGUAAUUAGAAUAUCUGUACAUUAUGUACCAUAAACAUCAUAUACGUGUAUAAUAUAAUAGGUAACCUGCAUAUGAAUGUAGAAAAUAAUACUGUCAUGUUGAAGCCCUCUUAUAUACAUAUAAUACAGUCGGUAUGUAAUACGGUUAGUAUGUGGUAUUGUCCUUACGAUAUCUACUUAAUAUUCAUCAGUAAAUAAACUGUAAAUUAAUAUGGUCAGUAUGUGGUAUUGUUCUUAUCAUAUCUACUGAAUAUUCAUCAGUAAAUAAUCUGUAAAUUAAUAUGGUCAGUAUGUGGUAUUGUCCUUAUGAUAUCUACUGAAUAUUCAUCAGUAAAUAAACUGUAAAUUAAUACUGUCAGUAUGUGGUAUUGUUCUUAUAUCUACUGAAUAUUCAUUAGUAAAUAAACUGUAAAUUAAUACAGUGUGUGGUAUUCCCUUAUAAUAUCUACUGAAUAUUCAUCAGUAAAUAAACAGUAAAUUAAUGCUUUUAUAACAAUACUGGAACACAUAUAUUGAAAUCUAAUAUUGGCUCUUUAGAUUAAUACUAGAAGCAAAUUGCUAAGCUAACAUUAAUAGCAAGUAACAUUGAUGGAGUUGUAUUCAAACUGAAUGCAAUAUUAUAAUGGGUUUAUUUGCCAUUUAGAAAAUAUCAAGCCAGACCGUGAAGAUAGCAACCAAGGUGCACUGUUUAAAAAUAAUGGGCUGAAUUUACUAAGCCUGCUUUUGUUUUAUACAGAUGUAACAACAAACUUCAAGAAAAACAGACUUGAUAAAAAAAAAUCCAUAUUUUAGGUCCAAUAUUAGCAAAAUCAAAUUAUCACACUAGACUGAGUUACCACUAUGACUUGUUAUUUCACCCAGCUCCACUAUUGGGUUGGACUGGAAAUGAUUCAGAGCAAACUGUUAUAGCACACACUUGUCUUGGGCACAAGAUCUGUCACAAAACCCAUUCCUGCAUCAAGCUAGGAGGAAAGAUGGGGAGGGAAAAGGAAGAGCUCUUCCACUAUCAUUUCCCAUCAGGUUUUAUAAUGGAUGUUGAUUGACUUAACUAUGGACAGACUUUUGUCUUGUGUGUAAAAUAAAUUUCACUACAUAAUGAAUAUUCAGUAUUUAUCACCAAAUCUAUAUCACGAUACUAACCAAACAUGUAUGUAUACCGGUCUAUUCCACUUCCAGGCCUUCGGAUUUCAUGAAAUGUGACGGUAAAAAUCACGCUCUGUGAAAUCGUGUCGGUAAAAUCAUGGAAACAAAAUUUCAUUUCCCGUGAUUAUUAUAUCGAGUACGACUAUUCAACGGAACCUAAAAACAGUUUCCGAUGGGUUGCCAUGACCACAAGACAUGGAACCGAAAAAGUGUUUCACAUGAAAUUUGAAAUCCUAUGGGCAGCACUUCUGUCAUUGUUUUUAAUAAUCGAGGGCUCUAAACACGUGACAAUAUUACAGCUAACUUAGAUUAGUGAACGCUGUAUAGUUUAUAUUACCCAGGUCUUAGUGCUUAUGUUAUAGCUGUAGGCUAUUUGAUGUGUUUAUUUUUUUACUGCCUGCAAACAGGCAGAUUUAUUUUACUAUUUGGUAUAAUUUUAGUGUGACAAAAUAUUGUACAAUGAUAAAUAUAAAUUGUUUUCUUUUACACUGAACACUGGUAUAAUUUUAGUUUGAGUGAUAAGAUAUUGUAAAGUGAUCUAUAUAAAAAAUUUAAUUCACAUUAUUUGUAAGAAUCUUUUUAAUGUGUAUAUAUAAAACAAGGUUUUUUGUAUGUUCAUCUAUCUGUCUGUGUGUACUGCUCUAAAGAUAUGACAUGUCAAUGUAUUUGUUAUAUUGCAAAUAUUUUAAUGAUUUUAGUGGCAUAUGUAAAUUGAUUAUUCACUGCAUUAUAAAUCAAUCAUUAAACAGUUCUGUUCAUUUAAUAGCUUGCUAUGAGCCUCUCAGCUUUCACUAUUGAGUUAAAUAAAGGUCAUGUGUGCUUUGCUUGUUAAUUAACCCAAUAAAGUUUAAUACAUAAUAGUACAAUAGUUGAGAAUGCCUCUAUACUGGAGUAAAUACAUUUGUUAUUUAACUUUUAAGUGAAACCAUUAAACUGCUAAUUCCUCCCCCCCCCCCCCCC